Molecule: messenger RNA, 300 nt
Organism: Paracoccidioides brasiliensis Pb18
Exons: 1
Coding region: 1-300 (99 amino acids)
Source: RefSeq, a predicted model, not a curated record
AUGGCAUUAAAUGCAUUUCUGGGGUAUGUAUGCCCUGCCAAAAGGCAUGCUGUUAGCAAUUUGCGGGAUUACUCGAAGAGGAUGGACAUGGUACCACAAUGGAUCGCAUUUCUCUCGGGCCAAAACUGUGACGAGAGCUUUAGACCUGGUACUUGGGCGCACGAAUUACUCCAAAUGAGCGUGAAAUCUUUGCAGAAGAUUGCAGAUAAGAACAACCUGCCAAAAGAAGCUAUCUCAAUUCUGCUCAUAAGCAAUAAAUCCUUUCGUAAACUCGAAACUAAAUAUGCUGACUACUGUUAA